Molecule: messenger RNA, 1367 nt
Organism: Populus nigra (black poplar)
Lineage: Eukaryota; Viridiplantae; Streptophyta; Magnoliopsida; Malpighiales; Salicaceae
Product: phytochromobilin:ferredoxin oxidoreductase, chloroplastic-like
Exons: 8
Coding region: 61-1128 (355 amino acids)
Biological process (GO): phytochromobilin biosynthetic process
Molecular function (GO): phytochromobilin:ferredoxin oxidoreductase activity; cobalt ion binding
Source: RefSeq, a predicted model, not a curated record
AAAUAAAUGUGAUGUUAGAAUACAGUAAACAACAGAAACGAAGCACUUUUGUCGAAGAAAAUGGUGAGCUCAUGUGUGAAGAGUUUCAGUGAAAGCUUCACUUCAAUGGACUUCUGUUCUUCUUUGCUAACUGCGCGCUUAUCUUCUUCACUAAUAAAACCUCAAUUAUUAACCAGCAGCUUAAUAUCUAGUAGCAUCACCACUAAUUUCGCAAGCAAGAAGUGUAAACCUCAUCGUGUCUUGAAAGUCUCUGCAGGUUCUUUUUCUUACCACAAGUUCAUUCAUUUUGCUCUCGACGAAACCAAACGACACGCCCUUUUGGUCCCUUCUCCUCUCCAGGAAAAAUAUAGUUCCAUGACUGCGAUGGACGGAACAACAGAGCUUCAAAUGCUUUCAUUCCAAGCUCCCAAAAUCCGACUCCUACGUAGUUUGAGCAUUGAAAAUGAAGCGAUGCAGAUUUUAGAUUUUGCUGUUUUUGCCAGACCUGAAUUUGAUGUACCCAUAUUUUGUGCCAACUUUUUCUCCACUGCCACCAUAAACAUCAUUGUGUUGGACCUCAACCCCUUGCACAAUGUCAUCGACCAAAGAGACUACAAGGAAAAGUACUAUAAGAGAUUAAUUCCUUUAGGCCUCAAGUAUAGCAAGCUUUUUCCUUGGGGAGGAAAGCUCACGAGCGAGUCCUUGAAGUUUUUCUCACCGAUCGUGAUAUGGACCAAGUUUCCUCCAAGUCAGGAUAGUUAUGAUGCUUUAUAUUCUGCUUUCACAGAGUACUACAAGGCAUGGCUUGAACUGAUUGACCAAGCAGCAGAGGAGAUAGAUGCAUCUCAUGUUACAUUCAAUCGUGAAGCGCAACAUAAGUAUCUAACGUGGAGAGAAGAAAAGGAUCCUGGCCAUGGAAUUCUUAAAAGGUUGAUUGGAGAAAGGCUUGCUAAGGACUUGGUUAGAAACUUCCUCUUCAAUGGACUUGAUGAACUAGGCAGUAAAGGAUUUUUGGAUUACUUUCCAGAAUAUCGCCGCGAGGAUGGGUCUAUAAACGAGAAGCGCAGCAUCAUUGGAAAGUCUUUUGAAAAUCGUCCCUGGGAUGCAAGAGGAGAAUUCAUCGGUGGUAAUGGUGUUAUACUGUCUUAACAAUUAUCCUUCUCUGGUUUUUCUCAUCCCGUGUCUUUAUGAUUCACCAGUUCUCUAAAUUUUGGAAAUUUUGUUUCCUGAGAAGAAUAGAAACCUCCCCUGUUAUCAUGUUUUGUACUCAAGAUACUGUAUUUGUGUAUUUACGAAGUUUGCUGUUUUGUCAGAAAUUUUGCAUGAUGUCUGUAAUCUUCCUAAGAAAAAUAGAAACAUCGCUUGAUAUCAUCAUAAUUUGUACUCAA